AUCUCCCCGCGAAGUGUUCAUACCGUUCCCAUUUCCAAGUGACUCCGAUAAUCUGGUUCUGAAUUCCCUCUAGGGGAAAAUCAACUGCAUAAACUACAGAGCCUGAUGCUGACAGAUUGUGGUUGUCCUACCUGAAUUAUAUGGUCCUCUGAACCACCUAUCAAUGAAGACAUCUGGAAUGGCUUCCUUUAAGCAGCAGAGAGUGGAAGACUUUUAUGAAGUUGGAGAAGAACUGGGAAGUGGUCAGUUUGCUAUUGUGAAGAAAUGCUGUGAGAAAAGCUCUGGAGUUGAAUAUGCAGCAAAGUUUAUUAAGAAACGGCAGGUUCGAGCCAGUCGGAGAGGAGUGAGACGUGAGGAAAUUGAACGGGAGGUGAACAUCCUGCAGCAGAUCCAGCAUUCCAACAUUAUCACCUUACAUGAUGUUUAUGAGAAUAAAACAGAUGUGGUCCUUAUUCUGGAACUGGUAUCUGGAGGAGAGCUCUUUGACUUUUUGGCUCAGAAAGAAUCUCUGAGUGAAGAAGAAGCGACUGCAUUUAUUAAACAAAUCUUGGACGGAGUGAACUAUCUCCACUCCAAAAACAUCGCACACUUUGAUCUCAAGCCAGAAAACAUUAUGCUUCUCGACAAGGUACCAGUGCCACAUAUCAAGUUGAUAGACUUUGGCCUCGCUCACACAAUUGAAGAUGGAGUUGAGUUUAAAAACAUAUUCGGAACCCCUGAAUUUGUUGCUCCAGAAAUUGUGAAUUAUGAGCCCCUUGGGCUUCCUGCAGAUAUGUGGAGCAUAGGAGUCAUUACCUACAUACUGUUAAGUGGUGCUUCCCCUUUCCUUGGUGACACGAAACAAGAAACCCUUGCCAACAUCUCUGCAAUGAAUUAUGACUUUGAUGAAGAAUUUUUCAGCCACACCAGUGAACUGGCUAAGGACUUCAUUAAAAAGCUUCUGGUGAAAGAUACUAGGAAAAGGCUAAGCAUAACAGAUGCUCUUUCGCACCCAUGGAUAAUGCCAUUGAAUAAAUGUCAAGCACUCGUGAGAAGGGAAUCUGUGGUUAAUUUGGAAAAUUUCAGGAAGUUAUAUAUCAGGAGGAAAUGGAAACUAACGUAUCGGAUUGUGUCAUUUUGUAAUCAUUUGACUCGUUCCUUCGUUAAAAAAGAUUAUCUCAAGACAGGUGAAACUUCAAGACAGUAUGACAGUGACAAUGAGGACGUGAGCUUCAAAAGAAGGCCUUCCAGACCGAGGAGACGCAGCAGCACAUCAUAAAGCAAUCUCUGAUUGGGUUACGCCAAAAAUGAGGCAGCCCUAAGGACAGGUGGACCAUUGUACUGUUAGAAUCAACAAAACCUGAACCUACACCAGUGCUGCUUGUACCUGUUGUUGGGACAAUACCAGGCAUGCUCAAUAGAAAAAUGCCACUUUGAACAUACCCAUGCUCCCACACACACGCAGACCAGGUGAAUGAUGCCAGGCUUUGGUACCUACUGCACAAGCCAAAGUGUGCAAUACAGUUUUGCAACUCAGUGUAUUCUGUCCUUUUCACAUACAACUCUUGGGAUUGCACUGAUGCAUUGCAUAUCAGGAACGGUGUGAUGCAGUUCUGGAAAAGCUCAGCACGUCUUGCGGCAUCUGUGGAGAGAAAUCAUAGCUAAUGUUUUGGGUCCUUCAGAACUGGAGUUCUUCUCCAGCUGUGAGGAAGGGUCACUGGAUCUGAAACAUUAACUCUGACUUCUCUCCAGUAAUGUUGCCAGACCUUUGAGUUUUUCCAGCAAUUUCUGUUUUUGUUUCUAAUUUCCAGCAUCCGCAGUGCUUUCCGUUUUUGUUUGAUACAAUGUAGUUUCCUUAUCUUGUAAUGGGUCCCCCGUUUCAAGCCUGUUGCUGUGGGUACUUUGAGUGGCGAUCAGGCACUUUACCACAAGCAAUGGGCAGGAAGAAGAGAUAUUGGAAAGAUGGGUUUUGACUUCAUUCAAACUGUACUUCCUGCCAUGCCAAAUGUUGCUUGGGCAGAAUGUUUAGCCACAGGCUCUAAGUGGAGGUUAGGGACAUAUUGAGCAGUAAUUUUGGAAAUGAGUGCCAGCAAAUGAGGCAGUCAAGCAGACAGAUGUUUGAGCCAUGUUGAACAUUGUUGGUUUCAACUAAUAUUGUUUUAAUGUAAGCAUUGUUUCGCAUAGUUUUAGAUAGUAGACCUUUUUUUAAGUUUACUGACUAAAAAAAACUUUAUAUGGUACACCAUGAAGCUUUCAGCAUGAGAUUAGAAGAGAAACUAUUCCUUGUGAAUAUAUAGCCUCAACAGGAAGUCACAUUAGCCUGAUUCCUGAAAUGAGUUGCCUUGACAUGUUUACAGGAGUCGAGAUAAUAAUAUUGUCUCCCCAACAAAUCUUUUGGGUGACUUUUCUUGGGAAAAUAAUACUCACUUCAGUGUUGCCUAUUUUACAACAAUGCAAAUAGACUUUAUGUAACUGUCUUUUCAAUAAAAUCCAAGUGGUUAAUUAGGUUUUAGCCAGUUCUUUAGGUGAAUUAUUAUGAAGGAAAUGAUCCUUAAAUGCAGUGUGGAGCUCAGAAAGGUGGGCAGCAUUGUUUUGGGUGUGGAGAAUCUUUUGAAGAGUUGAAAUGAGAAAAGAUGAGAAUGUUGCGCAUUGAAGUGAGAACGGUUGAGGACUGUGUCAAUAAUGGAUUGAAUGUGAGAGAGGAAGCUGAGUUCACAGUCAAGCAGUUCACUGAGGCUUUGCACUUCCUGACUUGGCUUCAGAAGGCAAACAGGAAGGAAGUUGGACCUCAAUCUAGAGAUGCUGAAGGAAGUUCAAGAAAGGGCUACCUAGCUCUUCCCUUUACUUGGAGAGUCACAAACAGUCCAGUCAUAUCCUAUGUGUCCUCUCUAACCAAAGCAACCCAAAAGUUAUUCAAGUCCUGAGUUGCUGUCAUGAUUUAAGAUUGUGAAGCACCUUGAGGUGCAAGUGCGAGGUGAAAAUGUUCAUCUUAUCUAGCCCUCCAACAAGGAGGGUGUCCCACUUAUUCAGGUCAACAUAGAUGCUGAGGAGUCAGCACAGUGAAUGCCUAAGAGAGCUCAUUAUGUCCAACUCAUUUCGACACAGGAAAACAUUGAGUUUCUGUAUUUGUUUCUGAAUUAACUGACUAAAAAUAAAAGGACAGCUGGGUCGAUAAUGUUCAAAGGUCCCACCUGCAGAGAAGUCUAGAUUGGUAGAAUUGCCCUUAACAUCCUCAAUGGCUUGAUAACUGAAUUGGUAGCUGAAUAAUUUACAGAUGAAGCUCAAGUAAAGCAAGCAGCUUUGUGUUGUAUUGUUGUCUCCCUUUCUCGAGAAUUUUCUACUUUUCAAUCAAAAGUAAUUUACUGCAAAAAAUUAUGGGAAAGAUUACUGCUAAAAUUUCAUUCCCAGUUGCAGAGGCUGAAAUUCCUCCAUUGACCAUGUGACCCUGAUCACGAUGUGACUGGGAGGGGACCUAUUGAUGCUAUCAGUGUUUGACUGGCUGAUCAUUGGAGGCAUUGUCAUUCAGAGACACUGGACUGUAACUGGGAGUGCAUUUAGAGAUUUUAUCCUGUCUCCAAAUGCCUCACCAGAUCAAACAGUCUACCUGACUCUAAACAUUUUCAUAAGUGGUAUUCAGAAAUAGUCAAACAGUCCUUUUUUUGAUAAAAUAUCCCAUUUUCAACAAUAAAUCCCUCACCUCUGUUUUAUUAUCUUCUCGAGCCUGAGAGACUCUGUUAGUCUCUUUUGAAAAUAAAUACUGUAAUUUUGUGUUUAUUUAGUGUUGCUUGUUAUAGUUGGAUGGUUUUUCAGGUCUGAACUGAGCUGGUUGGUCCCACAUCCACUCAUGUCACCAACCAUACUGAGGUGUCUGGGCAACAUUUCUAGCUCAGUGAUAGGAACUUGCAAAUAAAAUCAGUUAGCAGGAAACAUCUUCUACUCAAAAUGUUACUGCAAUGGUCUAUCUUGAGGAGUUCAGUCUUUGCAGAAGAAAAUGGUAGCAUGUGCCCCAAAAUAUUCCUUCAAAAUCUAUAUUUUUUAAACAGAUUUUUUUGUAAUCUUUCUUGAGAACAACUGCUAACUAAACACUGCUGAAGCUGGAGCUCGAAGGAACCGUUUGAUCUUGCUCCAUAACCAAAAUUGGAAGAUGGCAGGUACUCCCGUCAUCCAACCCUCCGCUUCAUCCAAUCUUUCAGAGGCAGGUUUCUUCUGAGAAGUACGUCAGGGUUGAGGUAGAGCACUGGCACAGUUAACAGUUGGCUGGAACUUAAACAGAAAGCAGGCAUUGUAGGUAGAAUUGGCCAUUUGUGCUGUCACUGCAGUGGGACUUGUUACUUAUAAUCUUAAAAUUUUAAUUAAUUCCAUAGCACAAAAACAUUCCUGAAAUCAUAAAUUCACCUUUUUGAUUCCCAAGCCAAAAUGGACCUAAAGACCUCUUCAUUCAGCUUAAAUCUUACCUGAAGACUAACUUCAAAACUGACAGCAACGUUUGCGAGUGUACUUACUUUGUAGCUUAACAAACUCAAUCUUUUAAAGAUUAAGAAGCUUUGCCACUUCCUAUGGAAGUGAUCUAAUCUAUUCAACCUGUUUACUGGUGUUCUGGCCACAUUUCAGCUUUAUCAUCAGAUGAUAAUUGAGAGAUUACACUUUAAUUUAUGAAUCCUGAUUAUAAAUGUUUUUGAGACACCGGAAAACAUACGUUAACGCACCAAUUUUGACAACGUUGUUAUCCGACUUAGAAAUUAUUCUUUAUAAAUUCUAAAAAUCAAAUAUUCUAACAUGAUAUUUGCAUGAUAUGGUACUUUUAAAAAAAAUCUGUCCUUGGGAUGUGGGCAUGCUUGGCAAAGAGUACUGGAAUUUAUUUCUCAUCCUUAAUUGCCGUUGAGAAAUGGACUGCUAAUGUUGACCUUAAUGUUGGGAUGCUUUCAUCCCAUUAAUGAAUAACAAAACGUCUUUAUUCAUAACAUACUUUGACUUAACAUACAAAUUUUAAUCUUAUACAUAUUUUAGUUGCACUGUUAUAAUGUUUCUAUAGGUCCUCAAAGGUUGUAUGGUUAUUCUGGCCCUAACCAGUCCUUCCUGACUGUUUUGCAGUAAAAGUGGUUGGGUACUCCCAGUGGAAAGUAACAUUCCUCAGGACUGCACAGCAGAAGGUCUGGAGCAAUUAAGUUGCUGGAUCCUGGGAACACCUCCUAUAUCUUCAAAAUGUUUCCAUAAUACCAGCACCUGCAUCCUGUCAGGGAAAGCAUUGGUUAUCAGCCACUUAGAAAUUAUGUACAUUUUUUUCAGAUCAUCUGAGAAUCUGAAUAAUACUAUAUCACCAAAUUAUGCUUUUGAUAAUGUAUUAUGUUGCACUGCAAAUCAGAUUUGUAACUAUUGAUUCCACCAUUUACACUGUGAAACCUUUGUCUUAUGAACUAAUUGCCAAGUUCUUGGAUUUGCUUCACUGAUUCAGACAGAUUCAGAAGUUAGCAAAGGGAUAUUCAUGUAUGUAUCAGACAUGAAUGGGGGAAAAGAAUUGUUAACACAGGAAACAAAUGCAAGCUCAUCUGCCUUGGAUGUUAUCGGGAGCAUCCAAAAACUAUGAUAACAGACUAUCUCCACACCAGAAAUGUUUGGGCAGCAUGGUAGCUCAGGAGUUAACAUUGCUACCCCACCAAACCACCCUCAAGAAACUGUGUCUGUGAGAGUUUCCUCUGGGUGCUCUAGUUUCCUCCCACUGCCCAAAGAUGUGCAGGCUUGGUGGAUUGGCCAUGCUAAAUUGCCCAUAGUGUCUAGGGAUAUGUAGGUUCAGUGAAUUAUGCAGGAUUAUGGGAAAUGCAGGGUUCUCAGGAUGGAGUGAGUCUGGGUGGGAUGCUGUUUGGAGAGUCAGCGUGGACUUGUUAACCCAAAUGGCCUGUUUCCACACUGUAGGGAUUGAAAAAAUUGUGUUUUUAAUUAUAGACCAUAACUCAUAUAUAAAGGACACCAGAGCAUGGAACUUGAAUGCUUUUUAUUAUCAAAAAAUUAUGAUCACAGCAAUAAGUAACCUCCCUGUGUAUGUGGGACCCUGCUUACCUCCAACUGCCUGUUGUGCUGCUGCCAUUGACGUUUUGGUAAUCUAUACAAAGUUAUCUUUGCACAGAAACUACAGUUCUGUAAGUAACAGUGUAAUGUUCUAAAUUAACAUAAUGAACUUGGAAUAAAAUUAAUAUUUCAAAAGUGAAUAUGUAAAUUUUAAAGCAUGUUACUCUAUUUGACAAAUGGCAGCAACUUUAAACAUUGUGCUUGUCAUUUCUGCAAUUUUUUUUAUAUAAAUUUAAAGUUUCAAAUAAAAUUAAAGGUUUAGUGAAUGUAGAUUUAACUAGGACUAUUUUAGGUUGAUGGAGCCAAACUUGUGAUAACAGAGCAGGGAUUUCUUGUUUAUGAUAUUGAUUAAAACUGUUUAUACUGGACUGUCCAUAUCUAAAGACUGUGUUUGCAACAUUAAACAGUAUUUUUCUAU
This is a messenger RNA of Hemiscyllium ocellatum (epaulette shark), 6460 nucleotides long. It is a transcript of the gene dapk2b, whose product is annotated as death-associated protein kinase 2b. Gene Ontology annotation, molecular function: protein serine/threonine kinase activity; ATP binding. The coding region runs from base 164 to 1258 and encodes 364 amino acids. The record is from RefSeq and is a predicted model, not a curated record. Gene Ontology annotation, cellular component: cytoplasm; nucleus. The transcript has 12 exons. Gene Ontology annotation, biological process: intracellular signal transduction; positive regulation of apoptotic process; protein phosphorylation. Lineage: Eukaryota; Metazoa; Chordata; Chondrichthyes; Orectolobiformes; Hemiscylliidae.